Oncorhynchus nerka (sockeye salmon) is the source of this 1442-nucleotide messenger RNA. RefSeq lists its product as uncharacterized. The coding region runs from base 86 to 1288 and encodes 400 amino acids. Gene Ontology annotation, molecular function: cysteine-type endopeptidase inhibitor activity. Gene Ontology annotation, cellular component: extracellular region. The record is from RefSeq and is a predicted model, not a curated record. The transcript has 8 exons. Gene Ontology annotation, biological process: negative regulation of endopeptidase activity. Lineage: Eukaryota; Metazoa; Chordata; Actinopteri; Salmoniformes; Salmonidae.
UGGUAGGAGGAGAACAAGAGACAUUUUUCCACUUGACAUUUACCCACCUUGCAGACAAAAAAAAAGUUUAUUAAAAACUAUUAAAAUGGGAAAAUGUACCUGGAUUUUCCUGUUAACUCAUAUUUUGCUGGCCUGGGGACAGAUGAUAGAGCUAUCGCCCACACCUUGCAAUGACAAAGCUGUGGAGAAGCUUUCCAAAUUGGCCCUCACCUACAUCAAUGAAGACCGAACCGAGGGGUAUAAAUUUGCCCUCAAUAGAAUAUCCAACGUUCAUCUUCACGCUCAGGGUCCAGCUGGAAACGUCUACUACCUCCGUCUAGAUGUGUUGGAGACCAAGUGUCAUGUGAGAAGCUCUAAACCCUGGAAACGAUGUGACGUCAGACCCUUCAUGGAAACCCAAAUCUCUGGGAACUGCAACACCACCAUCCUCCACACAGCCACAGGAUACUCCUACCUGUACAGCUAUGACUGCACACUGGUGCCUGACCCUCCAGAGAAGCUGCAGCAGAUAUGUCCAGCCUGCCCCUUGCUGCUGCCCAUAGACAGCCCCAGGGCGGUGCACGCUGCUGGUCUGACCCUCUACAAGUUCAACACGCAGAGCACCCUGCCCUCCAGCCUGGCCCUGCAGAACCUUACCAGGGCCUCCGUACAGAAUGGGCCCGUGCCGGCUACCUUUGUGGAGUACACUGUGCAGGAGUGUCGCGAGGGCUACGUGGGCAUGUGUGUGCCAACAGACAACAGCGGAGACCCGGCUGGGUUUUGUAAGGGGGCGGUGUAUGGAGCUAUCGGCCAACCCGACGUGGAUGUCUCUUGUGAAAUAUUCCACCCACAGGGCAUUGAUGUUUUCCAUGACCUGACCCCUCCUCGACCCCCAACGAUGCCUGAAGUCCCCAUCUUUGUUCCCAACGUCCCCAUUAUCAUCCCCUCCUACCCCACAGCACCCCCUCCUCUUCUGGAGGAGCCCCAACCACAACCAUUUGACCCCAGUAUCCUUGUUGACCCUACACACAUCUUUCCCAACCCCCCUAUCCCCAACCCCAACCCCAGCGAGUCUUUGGAGUCUCAGGAGACUCCUGUCUCUCCAGGAGUUCCAGACUCUUCCUCCGAGGAGCUGGGUGCAGGUGUGGCUCGACGUCCCUUCAACUUCCGCUACCGGCCCCUGCGCAGACGGAGGCAGGCCCUGGUGACAGCCAAGCCCCCUCACACCCCUGUCUUUCUGGCUGAGUUCCCCAGCUCGCCCUCUCCCUUCCGCUCCUGCCCUGGUCAUUCUCGCUACACCACUGUGUGACCCAGACUGGGAUAGAGCCUCAUUCAGUAGGGGAACUAACUUUAAAGUUAGGAGACUGGUAUAAAUUGUAGAGUUAAAGUUAGGAGACUGGUAUAAAUUGUAGAGUUUAAAGUUAGGAGACUGGUAUAAAUUGUAGACUUUAAAGUUAGGAGAC